AUGGUGGCCAACAAGAUCAAAAGGGUUGCCGUGAUUGGCGCUGGGCCAUCAGGAGCAAUCACCGUAGACGCUCUGGUUCAAGAGCAGGCAUUUGAUCAAAUUCGUGUUUUUGACAGGCAACAAGGUCCAGGAGGUUGUUGGUACGGAGAUAAACUCCCACCAGUACCUUUGACCAAUUUCUCAGCGCUUGCCACAAGGACGGCAGACCAACCAGUAGAGGUACCAACACAAAUCCCAGGCCACACGAACAGGAACGAGCAACCCCGAUGGACAGACUCAUCAAUCUACCCCUAUCUUGAGACCAACGUCGAUGUGGUCACAAUGGAGUACACCCAAGAACCCAUCGUUGGAGCACUUUCUGCGCGAACCAUUGAAUUACAUGGUCAAAAGUCUCCUUUCCGACACUGGACUGUCAUGAGAGACUAUGUGACGAGUCUGUUCAAACGCAAUGGCUACGAGGAUUUCGUGUCUUAUAACACUCAUGUUGAGAGGGUGGAAAAGGUUGGUGACGAGUGGAAAAUCACGCUUCGGCGAGAGGAAGAUGAUCAAGACUACUGGUGGGUCGAGUGGUUCGACGCUGUGAUUGUAGCAAGCGGACAUUUCAACGUCCCAUAUGUCCCGGCGGUAAAGGGUCUGGAGGAGUUUGAGGAACAACAUCCUGGCAGUGUGUUGCACAGUAAAAUGUACCGUGGCCGAGAAGCCUAUCAAGGCAAACGUGUUGUUGUGGUUGGUGGCUCGGUCUCUGCAGCCGACAUCUCGACUGAUCUUGUCGGUGUGGUGGAUUCCAAGGUCUACGCAGUCGUCAACGGACACACCAUCAAUGUAUACUUUGGAGAUGGUGCUUUCAACAACCCUGGAGUCGCCAGAAAGCCAACCAUCUCGUACAUCGAUACCUCGGCAGGCCAGCGUACUGUACACUUCAUCGACGGCACCUCCGUUCAGAAUGUUGAUCACAUCAUUUUCGGCACUGGAUAUUCCUGGAGUCUACCUUUCCUACCGGAUGUAAAGAUCAGAAACAACAGAGUACCUGGACUGUAUCAGAAUGUCGUAUACCAGCAGGAUCCAACAUUGCUCUUCGUUGGAGCAGUUGGAGCUGGACUGACAUUCAAAAUCUUCGAGUGGCAAGCUGUGCUCGCUGCAAGAGUGCUAGCAGGACGUGCUGAACUGCCACCCAUCGAGGAACAACAGAAAUGGGAGGCAGAACGCGUCAAGAAGAAGGGAGACGGUCCUGCAUUCAAUGUCAUCCACCCUGAUUUCGAAGAGUAUUUCGAGACCGUCAGAGCUCUUGCUGGUCCAGGCACAGAUGGCAAAGGCCGACCCCUACCACCUUACAAGCCCGAAUGGUUCGAUGCGUUCAUGAAUGGUCACGAACUGCGAAAGCAGAUGUGGGCUAGAAAGAAUGCUGCUGCGAUGGAGAGUACCAAAGCAAGAAUCUGA
Molecule: messenger RNA, 1437 nt
Organism: Aureobasidium namibiae CBS 147.97
Lineage: Eukaryota; Fungi; Ascomycota; Dothideomycetes; Dothideales; Saccotheciaceae
Product: dimethylaniline monooxygenase
Exons: 3
Coding region: 1-1437 (478 amino acids)
Molecular function (GO): flavin adenine dinucleotide binding; N,N-dimethylaniline monooxygenase activity; NADP binding
Source: RefSeq, a predicted model, not a curated record